UAUCCGCGCCCCGGAGCAGCGCUCGGUGGUUCUAAUUAAAGCGGCGCUCGGAACCCGGGGGACCCGCCUGACGUCGGCGGCCGCGGGGAUAAGAAGCGCCCGAGGACAGCGGGGCUCGGAGCAGCAGGGUCGGCGCUGUCCCCGUAGGAGCUGUGCGUCCUGUGUCCCUGCGCUGGACAAGUGAAGCUGGAGCUCAUGAAGUAGUGUCGGAACUGGGAGACGGAGGAGCGCGGCAGGCGCGGAACCCACGGCGUGGGCUCAGGUGCCCGAGGGCAACGCGGGAUCCACGGCGUGGGAGCAGGUGCCUGAGGGCAGUGCGGUACCCACAGCUGGCAGGUGCCCUUGCCUCUCAAGUCCAGGGUGGCCCAACUGCUCCGCAGCUCCGGUCCUGAGGCCGGGCUGCACCUGUGGCCUCCUAUUUCUGAGAGAAGUGUCCAAGACCCCGCGCGCGGUUCCCGCGGUGAAAGAAAGUUGUGUGGCGCGGUCUCCGCGCGGACUCCGCGUGCGGGAAACUUGGACUCCGGCUGGUGGGGCGGCGGGUCCCAAGACCCGCGACGCAGGCCACCGGGGCCAUGCGCGUGUCAGGGCGCCCGCUGUUCCUUAUGCUGCUGCUGCUGAGUAUGGUGGGGGACCGGGGACGUGCGCAGCCCCGGGGGCCUGCAGACCGGCAGACCUUGCUGAGGUUGCUAGUUGAGCUGGUUCAGGAGCUGAAGAAAUUCCACACUGGAGACAACAAGAGGCUGCAGCUCCUUGGCGAGUCCGACUUUGCCUUGGGCCGUAGGGAGGCCACGGAUUAUGGGGCAGACCCAGAGGAGCAGAGAGUGGAGAUUGUUCCUCGAGAUCUAAGGAUGAAGGACAAGUUUCUGAAACAUCUCACAGGUCCUCUUUAUUUCAGUCCGAAGUGCAGCAAGCACUUUCACAGACUUUACCACAACACGCGAGACUGCACCAUCCCUGCAUACUAUAAAAGAUGUGCCAGGCUACUUACUCGGCUGGCUGUCAGUCCCAUGUGCAUGGAGAGAUAAGCUGCAAAGGAGCAACACCAGGAACCUUGAAAAGUGCCUUGGAAACCAACAGAGAACAGAACCAUCUUCAUGCCCAUUUCCUGUGGACAGAGAUUUAUUUUUGCAUUCUUCCAUAAUCCCUCUGUAUUUUCUAUGUUGCUGACAGUUUACAAAUAUACAUUCAGCAAAUCAAUGUUUCUGUCAGUGAGACUUGCCACUCUUUAGAUUAUAAGAACUGAGAACACUCCACAUUUGAUGUUUAAUGCUAUAAAAUGAGGUAUUUCUCUUUUAAGAUUAUGUGGAACCAAAUGGAGUAUUUCUUUAAAAACAUAGGCAGAACAUUAAAUUGUAUUUUCAUAGUAUACAGUAUGAUUUGACAUUUUGUACUACUUCUACAAUUAAACUCCCAAAGUACAGUUUGGAACUGCAUGAAAAAUUUUAAUGAAAACCAAAAAAACCUCACUUGUGUUAAAGACAGUGGCAUAUCAACCUGCAGAUAUGUCCAAACCAGUCCCAUUUGUCCUCUGUAAAAGUACAUUCCAGGUAUUGUACAAAAUGUAAAUACUGUGAAUAAGUACAAGGAAAUAAAUGAAGUGUUUGGUAUAAUGAA
This is a messenger RNA of Peromyscus maniculatus bairdii (prairie deer mouse), 1614 nucleotides long. RefSeq names its product ALK and LTK ligand 2 (gene Alkal2). Gene Ontology annotation, biological process: positive regulation of ERK5 cascade; positive regulation of ERK1 and ERK2 cascade. Gene Ontology annotation, molecular function: receptor tyrosine kinase binding; receptor signaling protein tyrosine kinase activator activity. NCBI's taxonomy places the organism in Eukaryota, Metazoa, Chordata, Mammalia, Rodentia, Cricetidae. The record is from RefSeq and is a predicted model, not a curated record.